Messenger RNA from Lepus europaeus (European hare), 1439 nucleotides. It is a transcript of the gene PPCS, whose product is annotated as phosphopantothenoylcysteine synthetase. Lineage: Eukaryota; Metazoa; Chordata; Mammalia; Lagomorpha; Leporidae. Gene Ontology annotation, molecular function: phosphopantothenate--cysteine ligase activity. The record is from RefSeq and is a predicted model, not a curated record. Gene Ontology annotation, cellular component: nucleus; cytoplasm. The coding region runs from base 8 to 943 and encodes 311 amino acids. The transcript is spliced from 3 exons. Gene Ontology annotation, biological process: coenzyme A biosynthetic process.
GGGACUGAUGGCGGAAAGGGACUUGGUUGCUGAGUUUCCUCGGCCCGCGGGUGCUGCGCGCUGGGCCGAGGUUAUGGCCCGCUUUGCGGCCAGACUGGGCGCGCAGGGCCGCCGGGUGGUGUUGGUCACGUCAGGCGGCACCAAGGUCCCGUUGGAAGCGCGGCCAGUCCGCUUUUUGGACAACUUCAGCAGCGGGCGGCGCGGUGCAACCUCGGCCGAGGCCUUCCUGGCUGCGGGCUACGGGGUCCUGUUCCUGUACCGCGCCCGCUCCGCCUUCCCCUUCGCCCACCGCUUCCCGCCCCAGACCUGGCUGGCGGCCCUGAGGCCUUCCGGCCCGGCGCAUUCGGGCUUGCUGAGCCUGGAAGCCGAGGAGAACGCGCUGCCCGGCUUCGCCGCGGCUCUGCGGAGCUACCAGGAGGCAGCGGCUGCCGGCACCUUUCUGGCGGUGGAGUUCACCACCUUGGCAGACUACCUGCACCUGCUUCAGGCGGCGGCGCAGGCGCUCAACCCGCUCGGCUCGUCCGCGAUGUUUUACCUGGCUGCGGCCGUGUCCGAUUUCUAUGUUCCUGUCUCUGAAAUGCCUGAACACAAGAUCCAGUCAUCUGCGGGCGCACUGCAGAUAACAAUGAAGAUGGUGCCAAAAAUGCUUUCUCCUUUGGUUAAAGAUUGGGCCCCCAAAGCAUUUAUUAUUUCCUUUAAGUUGGAGACUGACCCCUCCAUCGUAAUUAAUCGUGCUCGGAACGCUUUGGAAGUUUACCGGCAUCAAGUGGUGGUGGCUAAUAUCCUUGAGUCACUACAGUCCUUUGUGGUUAUUGUAACCAAAGACUCGGAAACCAAAUUGUUCCUAUCAGAGGAAGAAGUAGAAAAAGGCAUAGCGAUAGAAGAGAAGAUAGUGGAUAACCUUCAGGCUCGACACACAGCUUUUUUAAAUGACAAAAACUGACAUGAAAAGCCCUUAGAGGAUCAAAAAUUGUUCAGUGGACCAGGGCUCUUGCAGAUGGUGAGAACCAGAAUCAGCCCUCUGUUUUCACAAGGGCAGGGGAAAUGAAAGGAAAGGGAAAGCAGUGGUGUGCAGGCAAAUAUGAUUUGGCGUUUGUCUUUUAAUGAUGGAACCACCUGACACACUCAGUUGAAUAUUGUCUUGACUUUGAAAUCGAACACUAGACCUAUUUCUCACCUUUUAUAAAAGGAGCAUAUGGGAAUUAUAUAUUCCUCAGAAUAUACAUGGGGGCCGCAAUGGCAGCCUUCUCCGUACUAUAAAAAGGGGAUUAUGGUGCAUGAAUGGUCAUGCUUUCUUUGAAGAUCAAGCAUUUGUUGAGUGCCUAUUAUGCCAGGCCCUAUGUUAAGCUAUGGUGAUUAAAAAGAUGAGCAAACAUGUCUUGUUUGAGAAAUGGAUGUAUAAAAAAUUAUGUGCAAUAAAGUCUGUGCCCAAAAGCCUG